AUGAAUACAGUUCGAGUUGUUCUCGCUUUGGCUGCUCAUUUUGGUUGGGACUUACACCAGUUGGAUGUGAAGAAUGCCUUUCUUCAUGGAAAUCUGGAAGAGGAAGUGUACACGGAGAUUCCCCCUAGAGCAUGGUUUGGAAGAUUUACAAAAGCAAUGGUUUCCUUGGGAUACAGACAAAGCCAAGGAGAUCAUACUCUAUUCAUAAAGAACUCUUCUAUAGGUUCUAUUACUGACAGAAAAUCUACUUCUGGGUAUUGUGUGUUUCUUGGAGAUAGUCUGGUAACGUGGAAGUGCAAAAAGCAAGAUAGGGUAUCUCGUUCUAGUGCAUAA
Molecule: messenger RNA, 333 nt
Organism: Cajanus cajan (pigeon pea)
Lineage: Eukaryota; Viridiplantae; Streptophyta; Magnoliopsida; Fabales; Fabaceae
Product: putative mitochondrial protein AtMg00810
Source: RefSeq, a predicted model, not a curated record